AUGCCUGGGCGGAAAGCGUCGCUGGACCGCUCCAGAAGUCCGCGACGGGAGGGUGAGGCGAAGAAGGAGGAGAACCUUCCUAUCGACGUUGAGGUGUUGAAUGCCGUUUCCGGUAGACAACUUUGCGGAUUCAAAGCUGAUGGGAGAUGGUCCGUGGUGGAUGUGAAGGACCAGAUCUCUGAAAUUACGGGCCGGGCAACUUCGCUUCUACCCUCAGGAAGGCAGCUUCUACUAGGUUGCAAGCUGUUGUCGGACCAUGAGAUCUUGAAGCAUCUGUGUACCGACAGCAACGAGCGAACUACACUUGAGCUGAGGAUGGUCGAAGUGUCAGACGACUUCUACGUCAAGUAUUCAGCACGAAGAGAUUUCCAAGAUGAUCACGAGUUGCACGAGUUUGAGUUCUGCAGCAGUGGGAGGUUUCGGUUCGCGCGGGACUUCCUGCAGGGAGGCUUCUUUCAGGGGAAGAAGCUCCAAAAAGAGUGCCAUUUGUCCGCCGCAAGUCUUCAUGUUCUUAGAGGCCUCGUGCUGAAGAGUGGUCUACUGCAGGCUGAUGACGCGGAUUUACCACUGCCAACACGACAUUCACGGCAGGAGUUGGAGAUUAAGUGUGAGGGGGCACAUGUGGUGUUGUCCACGCAGCUUCACCCUAGCCUUUCCCACAUUGAUGGAGGGCGGCGGCUUGAUCAUGAGCACACUAUGUCUGAUUUCGAUGCCCUGGCAGAGGACAUUAAAUCGUUUGGGAAAUCGAUCCUCGAACUCUUUGGUGUGCAGCUGGACGGGGCAGCUUGUGCUUCAUGGCAUCCCUCUCGCCGCUGA
Messenger RNA from Symbiodinium sp. CCMP2592, 816 nucleotides. NCBI's taxonomy places the organism in Eukaryota, Dinophyceae, Suessiales, Symbiodiniaceae. The record is from the annotation of a GenBank genome assembly.